GAUCCAAUUAGUUUCAGAACAAACCCAAAUAAUAAACCCACCCAGAAUCAAAUAUUUGCUUUUGUUGGAUGAAAGAAUCAAAUCUUUGUGAGUGAGACAAUGACAACUUGUUCACUCCUAAAUCAUCUUUGUAACAUUGCCUCCAUUUCUAUCUCAUCACAAAACCCAUCAGACAAAUUCAUCUUCAAAACCCAGCAUCAAAUUCGUAACAAUAUAAACCCUCGAAUUCCACGCCCAAGUAGAAUCAAAGCAGUGAUGUCAUUGUCAACGGAAGCUGCUGAUCAAAGCGCCAAAUCAAUGAAGAAUUUGCUCUUCGUUGAGAUGGGUGUUGGUUAUGAUCAACAUGGGCAGGAUAUUACUGCUGCUGCAAUGCGCGCUUGCCGGGAUGCGAUUUCUUCCAAUUCUAUCCCUGCUUUUCGUAGAGGGUCUAUACCAGGUGUUUCAUUUGAGCAAAUGAAACUGCAAAUUAAGCUUGGAGUACCCCGAUGUCUUCAACAAUCUCUGGACAUCGAGAAGGUCAAAUCUGUGUUUCCAUAUGGAAAAAUCCUCGAUGUUGAAGUUGUUGAUGGGGGACUCAUAUGCUCAAGUGGUGUUCAUGUGGAAGAAAUGGGAGAUAAGAAUGAUGACUGUUACAUUGUUAAUGCGGCGGUUUAUGUUGGUUACUAAGAACUAUGUAUUCUCGUCUGGCCUUUUGAUGUUCUGAGGUAAGCUGGUUUCUUCAUUGUGCUGAUUACUCUUCUCACUAUGUCUGCUGCUGGAGGUGAGCCUGCUGGGUAUAUUGAACCUGACAGUGGUUCUGCUUCCCCACUACAGCUCUUUGAGGCCCCAUGCCAUUCUCUGGGACUGUCAUACAGGAAAACACUUGCAUUAGCGAUUUAUAAGCACUUUAAUCUGUAAUCUGAUCACAAUAUAUCUGUUUUUUUUAGGGAAUAUCUGAUCAAGAACAAGAUUCCAGCAGAGUGAUUGUUUGGUAGUAAUAAUAAUUGCAAUGGUUGGUUGAUUGAUAGUGGUUUACAGAAAAUAAUUUGAAAAGAUUUUAGGAAUGA
Molecule: messenger RNA, 1046 nt
Organism: Spinacia oleracea (spinach)
Lineage: Eukaryota; Viridiplantae; Streptophyta; Magnoliopsida; Caryophyllales; Amaranthaceae
Exons: 5
Coding region: 100-666 (188 amino acids)
Source: RefSeq, a predicted model, not a curated record